AUGGCCCUCACCCUGAGAGUUUACCUGGAGGUCCUGGUAAACUGUGCUCCUAGCUCAGGCAUAGAGCCGGGAGAACUACAUUACCCAGAGCAUUCUCCCCCGAUCGCCUUCCGCGUUAAGCCAAUCAGAACUCAGGAGAAGUGCACUUCCUAUGUGAGCUCGCGUGGGGGCGGGACUUCCGGCACUCUCCUGGUGGCGGUCGUUUUGUCGGCUCUUGGGUGCUAUCGCCCAGCCUCAGAGUCCGAUGGCGGCGGCGGCGCUGAGGGACCCGCCUCAGGUAAACGCUGGUACUCAGGGCCCGCGCCGCCCUCAUCCCACCAGACACUAAAGCCCCGAGUGUUCACGUGCCUGCAGCCCAGGCGCCGGGGUCCAGAACGUUGUAUUUCCGUGAGCCUGGACACUGCCAUCCUUCUGCGUAGAAUGGACAUGUUCUCAGCUGACAAGAUCUUGGUGAAGGUUGUUGGCAGAGGAAAGAUUCAUCUCUGUGAGAAAUGUGUCCAAGUCUUAAAAGAUAUUUUGCAGCUGACUGAGCUUCAGGCAGCAUAUCCUGGGCAGACACCAUACUUUGGUGGGUGCUCCAGAGGCUUCUGGUUGAACCCAAACCUUCACCAGUACCAAGAGCAUGGCAGUGGAGAAAAAGUCUUUAAAAUGGACAUGAACAGGGCCUCAAUUGUGAUGAGCUGCAUAUUCUAUGUGUCAGGGAAGCCCGUCCCUAGUGAGGAGACUGGAAAGGACUUCCUAGCUACCUUGGGCCUUCCUCAGCACCAGGUCACUCUCAACGGUGAGAAGCCACCCAGCAGCAUUCAACACCAAAGAGUUCAUACUGGAGAAAGGCCUUAUGAGUGCAGUGAAUGUGGGAAAUCUUUUAUCCAGAAAUCCAUCCUCAUUAAACACCAGCGAGUUCACACUAAUGAAAGGCCUUAUAAAUGCAGUGAAUGUGGGAAGAUGUUUAACCAAAGUUCUGGCCUCCUCCAGCACAAAAGGGCUCACACUGGGCAAGGCCUUACGAGUCCUUAUGAGUGCAGUGGAUGUGGGAAAUCCUUUAGUCAGAAAUCUGUCCUCAUUCAACACCAAAGGGUUCACACUGGAGAAAAGCCUUAUGAAUGCAGUGAAUGUGGAAAAUCCUUUAGCUGCAAAACCCAUCUCAUUCGACACUGA
Messenger RNA from Budorcas taxicolor (takin), 1158 nucleotides. RefSeq names its product zinc finger protein 530-like. Gene Ontology annotation, molecular function: DNA-binding transcription factor activity; RNA polymerase II cis-regulatory region sequence-specific DNA binding. The transcript is spliced from 6 exons. NCBI's taxonomy places the organism in Eukaryota, Metazoa, Chordata, Mammalia, Artiodactyla, Bovidae. The coding region runs from base 1 to 1158 and encodes 385 amino acids. The record is from RefSeq and is a predicted model, not a curated record. Gene Ontology annotation, biological process: regulation of transcription by RNA polymerase II.